AUGAAUUCUACUGAUAAUUUCGAACUAAAGGAAGAUAAUUCAAAAUAUCUCGAAACAACGCUGCCUUCACUUUUAACACUUUAUGGGGUAGAGGAUUACCAAAAGUUAAAAUCGAACAAGAAUACUAAAACUGUUGUCAGAGAAAAGUCGACUAAAAAAGCUAGAAGUAAAAAGAAGAGUGCCAGUAGAAACUUUGACUUUGAUCCAGAACCUGAAGAGUUAUGUGAUCACUUAGAAAAAAUGUCGAUCCUGCGGGAUCAUUAUAGAAGAGUUUAUAUGGAAGCAUUAGAGGAAAAAAUCGAUGAACAACGACAAAAUAUAAAGGAGAUGCAAAUGAAAGCUUUAAAAAAGCAGGAGAGACACAAACAGCAUCUUCUGAAAGAUAAAAGGAGAAUUUUAGAAGAUAAUCGUAUGAAGCGAUCAAAACCCGUAAGCGACAGCAGUUUUACUGAUGCGUUACCUAAAACAGCAUAUUACAAGAUUAUAGGAUUAGAGCGUCGAUUUGUUAAGGAGGGUAAAAUAAAAGGCCAUAGCCAAAUAAAUACGUUUUGGAAUGGGAUGUUGAGUCAACCUAAACAACUUCAGAAAGCUCUAGGAGGAGAACUUGCUGAAGAUGAUAUUAAGAAUCUGUUAAUGGACAGAAGAAUUAAAACUACUUCAAAAAUAUUUGAUUAUAUUACCGUUGUAAAUGAGUCGGAUGGAUUGGGUGAUUUACCAACUCAUGAGCAAAUGCUACAAGCACUUCCUGAAUUAACAGGAAUUAGAUCAAGAGAUUCUAAAAGAGCUUCUAGAAGGGCUUCACGAAGAGGAUCAACACAACAAGGAUAUUCGAUAGAGAAAAUGUUCCCUAGGGUCAGUAUGCCAACAAUGGAAUCGCUUCAAAAAAGCUAUGUAAUUAAAGGCCCAUCUCCUGAAGAGAUACAACGUAAAGAAGAAGAGAGACUAAAGCUCAGAAUCAGGCAAAAAGCUAGAAGACGUAUUGGCCGUAUGUAUUUGCAUGCAUUAGCAAAUGAAUCCGCGUCAGCCAGAAAAAUAGAAGAUUCUGUCGAUGCCCUACGUUUGUCCUGUAGAAUUUCAGAUUUUAUAACAGCUACAGAUCAAGUAUCCAACACAGAACAGGAUGAGAGCGAUGAGGAAAGUGUGGCUGAUAAUUCUCAGACGUGUAUUCCAGUAGAAAACAAUUCGAAGGAUAGUGACGCUAAGGAUCGGUUGUCACAAGAUGAAAUUACUAAAGAAGCAUACAGCAAUGAAACUGAAUCUAACGACGAUAAGUUAUUAUUUCAUGAUCCAAUCAAGACUUUAAUAAGAAAAGAGAUUAGCGAGACUAAAAUGGAAAAACGACAAAAUUCUAAUGCAAAUCAAUUGGAACCAUUAAGUAUGAGCCAGCUAAUGCGAGAAUCACAUACAAAAGUAAUUCUAUUAUCACAUUUAAGUUAUCCAAAGUAUGAAAGGCAAGGAAGCGAAGCGACUGAGCUCCUUGUGGAAAAUCGACUUUCUAACUAA
This is a messenger RNA of Trichoplax adhaerens, 1503 nucleotides long. RefSeq lists its product as uncharacterized. Lineage: Eukaryota; Metazoa; Placozoa; Uniplacotomia; Trichoplacea; Trichoplacidae. Bases 1 to 1503 code for a protein of 500 amino acids. The record is from RefSeq and is a predicted model, not a curated record. The transcript is spliced from 12 exons.